AUGAAUGUAACCUCUGAAUUCAUCUCCAUAGGUGGCAACAGGAACCCUGCGGCUGCUGACUGGGACGAGGCCGGCCUGCAACUGUUGGCUUUUGGUGCAGACAAUUGCGUUGCGCUCUGGGAUCCCCAGGCCAUCUUGAACGGACAUACAAAGGCUGUUAAUGCGGUCAAGUUUUUUCCUACACAGUCGCCGCAUGUUUCCGUUUUACUCAGUGGGGCAGCCGACAACACCAUUCGCAUAUGGCGAGGUCGACGGGAGGAAAGGUUCGAGUGUGUGAAGACUAUAUCUGAACACUCACAACCUGUGACGCGAGUGGCUGUACUUUCAGGAUCAGACAUUUUCGCCACCGGAUCUAGCGAUGGAACAGUAAAAAUCUGGAAACUCAUCCACGAUGCUGACUUUGCCUCGAUUGAUGCCGAACUCGUACAGACGAUUGUUCUUUCGCCUAAGUACUUUCCUCUGAAUCUGGCACUUGCGAAACUAGACGAGGUAUCUACUGUUCUAGCUGUCGCGGGUACUCGAAGCACAAUUCAGAUCUUUGUGUCUCAAGAUUCUCAGUUUCAGCUAUCGGCAACCCUCACUGGUCACGAAGGAUGGAUCCGCGCUCUUGCUUUCACCAGAGAAACAUUGGAUGCCGACAGUGACCUGCUGCUAGCAUCUGCUAGUCAAGACAAGUACAUUCGUCUUUGGCGACUCCAUCGAGGCGAUGAACUCCCCGCUGCCAGCGGAGCCCUCAACGACCCAGCUCUAGGAGGCCUAGGCAAAUCGUUAUCGAACAAGGCACAUUGGAUCAGCUCGGCUACAUCCAAGUACUCCAUCACUUUCGAAGCACUGCUCCUGGGACACGAAGAUUGGAUCUACCAGGCCGCAUGGCGACAUCGCGACGGGAAACUACAGCUCCUCACGACUUCCGAAGACAACUCCCUUGCGAUAUGGGAAUCUGAUCCCAACUCCGGCGUGUGGGUAUGUAUCACACGACUGGGCGAGAUUAGUGCGCAAAAGGGGUCUACAAGUGCCACGGGUAGCGCAGGAGGAUUCUGGAUAGGGUUAUGGUCACCAAAUGGCAACACGGUAGUAUCACUAGGUCGCACGGGUAGCUGGCGUAAAUGGGCAUACUCCGCGACCGAAGACAUGUGGACACAACAAGUAGCCAUCACGGGUCACGUAAGAGAAGUCAAAGGAGUAUCCUGGUCCAGAGACGGCGCAUACCUCCUUACCACCAGCUCCGACCAAACCUCGCGACUCUUCUCGCAGUGGAAACGAGACGACGACUCCUCUGGCCAAAACACAUCCUGGCAUGAGUUCUCCCGCCCCCAAAUCCACGGCUACGACCUCAACUGCAUCGACGCAAUUUCAAAUACGCAAUUCAUAUCCGGCGCAGACGAAAAGCUCCUCCGCGUCUUCGACGAACCAAAAGGUGUGGCGGAAAUGCUGCAGAAACUCUGCGCUAUCAAGACCAACUCUUCCACCACUGCCAACCUCCCCGACGCAGCAAACAUCCCCGUCCUAGGUCUCUCCAACAAAGCCAUCCAAGCCAUCCCCGACGCCGACGCCGCUGCAGCACUCGAAAACGGCGAUAACCCAGACAACAACGACGACGACGACGGUAACGCCCACGACCCCAGCAGCACAAUCCUCAAAUCCACCCUCGACUUCGCCCACCCCCCCUUCGAAGACCACCUAGCCCGCCACCUCCUCUGGCCCGAGACGGAAAAACUCUACGGCCACGGCUACGAAAUCUCCGCCGUAGCUGUAAGUAACAACGGCGCUCUCGUCGCCACGGCCUGCCGCGCUAGUUCACUCGACCACGCUGUUAUACGGCUGUACGACACGACGGACUGGCUUGAAGUGAAACCCGCACUAAAGGCGCAUUCGCUUACCGUCACCGCGCUGGCGUUCUCACCUGAUGAUGCGUUUUUGUUGAGUGUGGGAAGGGAUAGACAGUGGGUUGUUUGGGAGAAGGAGAAGAGUCCCGCUGAGCAGACGGGGUUGUACAACCUCAAGCAUUCCAACCCAAAGGGGCAUUCGAGGAUGAUUCUCGGUGCAGCGUGGACGCCCUUGGCGACACCAACGUUUCUAACAUCCGGCCGCGAUAAAAAGGUGCAGAUAUGGCAGAUUGGUGACGGUACCGACGGCAUGGUGGUGGAGAUGAAGGGUAGUGUUUCUACCACUGCGGCUGUGACGGCUGUUGCUUGUAGUAAUAUUGUCACGGACGACGGGAAGAUUCUUUUUGCGUACGGCCUAGAAAACGGGGAGGUUGGGCUUGUGAAAGCGAAGGUGGAGGCGCUGGAUCAGGUGGAGGUUUUUACGGUCGAGCAGGAGGUGGCGCCCGCGAAGACGGUGAAUCAGAUUGUUUGGAGGCCGGGAGGAAUGGGGGAGGGGGAAAGGGUGAAGCGGCAGUUUGCGGUUGCUAGUGAUGAUUCUUCUGUGAGGGUUUAUGGUGUUGUGGAUGGGUGA
Molecule: messenger RNA, 2457 nt
Organism: Pyrenophora tritici-repentis Pt-1C-BFP
Lineage: Eukaryota; Fungi; Ascomycota; Dothideomycetes; Pleosporales; Pleosporaceae
Biological process (GO): tRNA wobble uridine modification
Cellular component (GO): elongator holoenzyme complex
Molecular function (GO): protein binding
Source: RefSeq, a predicted model, not a curated record